Suillus paluster is the source of this 737-nucleotide messenger RNA. RefSeq lists its product as uncharacterized. NCBI's taxonomy places the organism in Eukaryota, Fungi, Basidiomycota, Agaricomycetes, Boletales, Suillaceae. The transcript is spliced from 2 exons. Bases 1 to 546 code for a protein of 181 amino acids. The record is from RefSeq and is a predicted model, not a curated record.
AUGCGAAAUCGACAAGCAGAGGAACGAGUAAAGAAGAUCCUCAGCAAUCAUUACAUUGAUACCGACUGGAGGCCUGCCUUCAAGGCCACAAGUGAAGUUGAAGAGCUCGCACAAGCUGCUUGCCGCCGCACUGGCCUUAAAAUUAAAAUUCCCGCACGCUGGCCUCCUCUCACUCAACUGACAACCCUUGAGGAUGAAAUUACCACCUCUCUUCAGGACUUGAAGACUCGCAAUCGCAUUUUUGGUGAACCACCAUCUUUAGACGAGUUUCUCAAACCAGUCGAAGAACAGGAAGUUGGAGAUUCCCUUGCAUUUGAAGGUGGGGAUAAGGCCAUUGUUGCUGCAGUAAAACAGGAGAUAGCCGAGAAAGUCAACAAGGUGAUUGAGGUGGAAUCCGACGAAGACGAGGACACUCAGGCUGAACCAGAGUUUUCUCAUGCUGAAACCCUUGGGCUGUGUCAGUGGCUCGAAGGAGCCUGCCUGCAGUUUGGAAAUGCUGACCCCACACUUCCACUAGAGUUGUUGAAGCAAAUCCGUCUUUUUUGAGCUCACUUGCGACUGUGACGAGCUUCUUCAUGGAACACAAACUAUGAUAGACUCUUAUUUCAUUAGUCCUUUAGAUACAUGAGCGGAGUCACACUAUGUCACAAUUUGUCACAAUGUGUGACAUAUGUGCUAAUGCAUAAAUCUCAUAAUGCAUAAGGAUUUUGUGUUCCUGACGUUAUGCAUUAUGAGAU